GGUUUUUGCUGUAGGGUGCGUGGGCUCGCCGGAAAGACGGAGACAGACAGACAGCGAGAAAUCACUCCGGCCCGACUCCAGGUUUUCUUUAAGGGCCAUAUGGUCCCCACCUUUAUUUUGGGCAAUCUGCGGCCCCCCUUUCCGCUUCAGAACUUACCAUGAUGGCUGUGACCUAAAACUCUCAGGAAGCUCUGGGGUCAUGGCCCAGAAGCACCCCGGAGAAAGAGGGUUGUAUGGAGCCCACCAAGGUAGUGGUGCCUCCCUCAGGACUUUAGGGCCCUCCGUGGACCCUGAAAUAUUUCCAUUCUCAGGACUCAGGGACUCAGCAGGGACUGCUCCUAAUGGUACCCGCUGCCUCACAGAGCAUACUAAGUAUACACAACGUCCAAACCCAGCCCACUGGGCAGAUCCAAGCCAUGGUCCCCCAAGGGGUCCAGGACCACCUAAGGAUGAAGAGGACCCUGAUCAGAGUGAGGCGUCUUCCGAAGAAGAGUCAGGAGUGGAUCAGGAACUCUCAAGAGAGAAUGAGGUUGGGUACCAAAAAGAAGGGAACCCAUCUUUUCUUUCCAUUCCAUCUGCUUGCAACUGCCAGGGAACCUCUGGAAUUCCUGAAGGGCCUUAUUCUGAGGGAGGAGAUGGCUCUUCUAGCAGCUUUUGCCACCAUAUUACCUCUCCAGCCUUGGGGGAAGAUGAAAUGGAAGAGGAAUAUGAUGAUGAGGAACCACUUAAAUUCUCCAGUGACUUUUCACGUGUGUCCAGUGGAAAGAAAGCCCCAUGUCGGAGACAGCGGCACCGCCUUCCAACCAAGGAGGAUACUCGGGAGGGUGGACGUAGGGAUCCCAGGUCCCCUGGUCGACAUCGCCUGGGCCGGAAAAGAAGUCAGGCAAAUAAGCGCAGAGGCCUGGGAUUGUGGGGAGCAGAGGAACUAUGUCAGCUUGGACAGGCAGGCUUUUGGUGGCUGAUUGAACUGCUGGUAUUGGUGGGAGAGUAUGUGGAAACUUGUGGCCAUCUCAUCUAUGCAUGCAGGCAACUGAAAGGCAGUGAUCUGGACCUUUUUCGAGUUUGGGUGGGAGUCUGGAUAGGGCGACUGGGGAACUGGGCCCAGGUGAUGCUCCACUUUCUAAGCCAGGGAUUUUACAACGGGGCAGGGCUUUUCACCCGUUUUCUUAGGCUACUGGGUGCUUUGCUGCUUCUGGCUCUGGCCCUCUUUCUGGGCUGUCUACAGUUGGGCUGGCGGUUUCUGGUGGGACUGGGCGACCAGUUAGGCUGGAGGGAUAAGGCCACCCGGCUCUUCUCUUGUCUGGAUUCUCCGGCCCUGCAUCAUUGCUUGACUCUGUUGAGAGAUAGCAGGCCAUGGCAGCAGCUGGUAAGGAUAGUUCAGUGGAGUUGGCUAGAAUUGCCUUGGGUCAAGCAGAGGACUGAUAGGCAAGGGAGUGCACCUAUUGCUGGUGGACGCUACUGCCAGCCUGAAGAGGAAGUGGCUCGGCUUUUGACCAUGGCUGGGGUUUCUGAGGAUGAGCUAAACCCUUUCCAUGUGCUGGGGGUUGAAGCCACAGCAUCAGAUGUUGAACUGAAGAAGGCCUACAGGCAAUUGGCAGUAAUGGUUCAUCCUGACAAAAAUCAUCACCCCCGGGCUGAGGAGGCCUUCAAGGUUUUACGGGCAGCUUGGGACAUUGUCAGCAACCCUGAAAGGCGGAAGGAAUAUGAGAUGAAACGAAUGGCAGAGAAUGAGCUGAGCCGGUCAGUGAAUGAGUUUCUAUCCAAGCUGCAAGAUGACCUCAAGGAAGCAAUGAAUACUAUGAUGUGUAGUCGAUGCCAAGGAAAGCAUAGGAGGUUUGAAAUGGACCGGGAACCUAAAAGCGCCAGAUACUGUGCUGAGUGUAAUAGGCUACAUCCUGCUGAGGAAGGAGACUUCUGGGCAGAAUCAAGCAUGUUGGGUCUCAAGAUCACCUACUUUGCACUGAUGGAUGGAAAGGUGUAUGACAUCACAGAGUGGGCUGGAUGCCAGCGUGUGGGAAUCUCUCCAGACACUCAUAGAGUCCCUUAUCAUAUCUCAUUUGGUUCUCGGAUCCCAGGCACCAGUGGGAGGCAGAGAGCUACUCCAGAUGCCCCUCCUGCUGACCUUCAAGAUUUCUUGAGCCGGAUCUUUCAAGUACCAUCAGGGCAGAUGUCCAAUGGAAACUUCUUUGCAGCUCCUCAACCUGGCCCUAGGGCCACUGCAGCCCCUAAACCAAACAGCACAGUACCCAAGGGAGAAGCCAAACCGAAGCGGCGGAAGAAAGUGAGGAGGCCCUUCCAACAUUGACACCCCUUUUCUUCUUUCCUUAAAUCAAUGUCAGGGAGUCAAAAGGGCUGUGUACAGCAGAGGAUGGAGUUUGAUUUAUUUAUUUUUAAAAAAUAUUUAUUUAUUUAUUUAA
Molecule: messenger RNA, 2417 nt
Organism: Tupaia belangeri chinensis (Chinese tree shrew)
Lineage: Eukaryota; Metazoa; Chordata; Mammalia; Scandentia; Tupaiidae
Gene: DNAJC14
Product: DnaJ heat shock protein family (Hsp40) member C14
Exons: 7
Coding region: 200-2305 (701 amino acids)
Molecular function (GO): dopamine receptor binding
Source: RefSeq, a predicted model, not a curated record